UUCCAAGCCCCUGGGGCCUUUGCUGGUGAGCUGUGUUCAGCUGGCUGGAAUUCAGUGGGGUUGGCUGAUGCUGCCAAUUCUUGAGUCAUCACAGACCUGGCAUCCAGUGUGACUGCACUGCCAUCACAAUUCAUUUCCAAAUAUGCAUGUCUUUUCUCCUCAUCCAAUUUGCAAGUCACAGGAUUGGGGGCCUUUUCUCCAUUUUCCCCAGGGCACUUGGCACUCAGCCUGGCGUGUGUGUGUGUGUGUGUGUGUGUGUGCGCACGUGCGCGCGUGUGCACGUACAGAACCACAUUAGACUGGCGGGAACAAUCCCUUAUCUUCCUUCAGGAGUGGUUUGCUUUGGUAGCCAUGGAGCCAAGGGAGGCAUUGUCCAUACAAUCCAGAACCUGACUCUGAGUGUUUGCAGGCCCUUGGCUGGCUUGUGUAUUUCAUACUGGCCUGUUGAUACUAGGGUGACUUCUGGGGUGACUGCUGUUCACACAGACCUGUGCAAAGCAUGGGACUCAAUAGAGCUAGAUCAGUCUGGGGUAGCUCAGUUGUAUCUGCCAGGGGUUUUGUAUGUACAAGGGCUGGUCUUGGAAGUCAACACAGGCUGUCCCCUGUGGUACAGGCUUUGGGAGCUGAUGCAGCCACAGAGAGGAGCGGAUCAGUGCUGGCUUCAGAGUGGUGCUCUACCUGCUUUUUGGCCAAGGCAUUCUGUGACAUUUUUUUCAGACUCCUUCACCCAUGGCUACCUUGGGUGAGGACAGUAAUGAGCUAAAUUCUAAGCAAUUUGGGAGCUCCCAUCCCUGCUGGAAGCAAAAAUCAUUACAAAGGAUUGUAUUGGUUUUUCUUGGAUCAGGCUGAUCUUUUGAUUACCUUUUGGACAAGGAAUUCAUAUUUAUCAUCACUUGUCAUCGUGCAUGCUAGCUCUGGCUGUGCUCACAGCCUAUGGUGGCAGGACAGAGAAGUGGAGGUCAGCAACAGGGUGACUUCUAGCUAAUAGGUGGCCAGCACUCACAGUGCUUGUCCCUGAGCAGGUGUUUAAGCCCAUUGCAUUCUUUCCUCCUGUUGCCCCAUAGGACAUGAACAUGAAUGGCUCUGUGUGCAGAUGUUUUACCACACUAUAUAGCUGGUAGUUUUGAAAAUGGGUGUGUGUGGAGGGUGUAAAUUGAUAGAAAUUAGGCCCAGAAGUUAAGAAGCUGGUUAAGAUGCCCACAUCCCAUGUUGGAGUGCCUGGGUUGCAGUCCUGGCCCUGAUUCCUGCUUGCUGCUAAUGUCCAGAAGGCAGCAGUGGUGGCUCUUUGGAUUCCUAAACACCGGAUCUUUAUAAAAAGUGUGUGUUCCCAUCCAUUUAAAGUUAUUUCUACUUAUACAUAUCUCUACACCAGUCUGUGUAUAAAGAGGUAGCUGAAAUCACAGCAUUAUCUUACGGCAGAUAUUUGAUGGUGGUGAGUCUGGAAGCUAGUUUCACUUUCUUCAAAAUUUUCUGUGUUGCCUAAGUUUAAAAAAAAAAGUCUCUAAAGGCAGUAAGUUUUGCUGAGGAAAAGGAAGAGAGAAGUGAAUACCGCUGUGCUGCACUCUGCUGUGCUAACCAGGUGGGCGCUGUACCAUCGGCCCUGAGAUCCCCAUGAGGCCUGAGCAGACAGCAGAUUAUCUCCUGUGAACUAAAUCUUUUGUUUGCUCGUGGUUGCACUUUAUCUUGACCUACUGGCCUACUUUCUGGCAGGUCCUGAGUUGUUCAUCUGAGUUCAUUUCCAGCUCUGUUUUUUUUUUCUCUCUGCGAGGUCACAGGGGAGGUCCUCCCAGCCAUUACAGGUGUUACUUGAGUAAGAGUAGCAGCCACCAGUAGAGAAAGUACUUGCCUGCUAGUGCUGGUUUUUAAAGCCACGGGUGCCCCUCUUUGAACUUUCACUUGAAUCCCCCCAGGAGGAACUAGGGGAAGGUUGCUCAAGAUAAGGCACUUCGCUCUAUUGUGCAGAAAAUUUAAUUAGGCAGAGCAGAACAAUCCAAACAGGGUCCUGGCCAAGGAAAGAAAGGAAAUUAACCUCAGCCUGCCAUAGCCAGGCUCAAGGUCAUGUUCAAUUAUGUUCUGAGAAGGUGGCUGUUUCUGGAGCUGAAGUGGAACCUGUCAGCUCCCAAGUGCUUUCCAUGUGGAGGGUACAUGCUACUCUCACUGGGCUCUGGGCCAGCCUCUGCAGUGUUCACCAGGAAAGGGUGUGUUUUCUUACAUACCUUGGCCAGAUCCCAGGCCAGAUCUGGGAGCCAGGCCAAGCGUUCCAAUACUUAGGAAGUGGACCUAAGGAGAAGUAGUGUGUAGGUUUCUGCUCUCUUCUUGGGCAAUGUCUAUGGAGUGGGUUGAGUGGAUGUGGUGUGGGGAGCGGUUGCGUCAAAGUCACCCUAUGUAUUUCAUCACCAUCUAUGUUGACCAAAGGGUUUGUGUUUGUGAUUCUUUGCUGAUGAAACCCAGUGACGCAGGAAAAGACAUUGGACAUGGUUAUGUUGUAACAGCUGAUCCUUUGAGCCCUAUUUGCUCUCAGAUAUUCCCCAAAGUUUGUUCCAUAGAAUUUCCUGCCUAAGGCACAAGGCGGUGUUUACACAAAAAGUCAAUCUCUGAUUUGAAGAAGGUUUGGAGUCUGGGGAAACCCUUGGAACUUGGCCUUUUUGAACAGUUUUCUUGGCUAUUGUAACCACAUUUCUCAAAGGCAUUCCAAGGAAAAGGCCUCUAAAAAAGACAUACUUAUUUUGUUUGAAAGGCAGAGUGAUGAGGGUAGGGAAGAGGGGGAGAGAGAUGUCUUCCAUCUGCUGGUUCACUCCUCAAAUGGCUGCAGUGGUUGGGACGGGGCCAGAAUGAAGCCAGGAUCUGUAAACAUGGGCCAACCAAUGCUGCCUUCCCAGGUGCAUUCGCAGGAACUGGAUUAGAAAAAGAGCAGCUGAACCUCUGAUGUGGGAUGUACUGUCCAUCUGAUGUUGGAUGCUGGCACCACAGCUGGCAGCAUCAAAGCCUUCAACAGGCUGUGCUACCGAUGCUGGCCCCAAGGCUUUGAUUUGAACAUGGGCCUUUGCAUCAGGUGUUGGGGUUGGGCUGGCCAGGGAUGAUUGUCUGUGUCCAGCUGUGGAGUACGUAACAGAUAGAGGCAGAUGGAGAUAAAAAGAAGGCAAGCAGCAUUCUUCAUCAGGAAAAGAAGGAGGAAUGCCAGAGGUUGCCUCCUUUCUUUUUUUCCCCCACAAAUACACCCCAAGCUUACAAUUUCUGCUACUGUUACAUGGAUCCCAAACCACAUUUUUCUAUCACAUGCCUGUCCCUCCCUUGGUAGUCUGGUAGCUCCACAGUGUCUAGGAUCCAGAACCCUGUCUUGUUGUCCUUGCCUGCAUGGCCUCCCCCUGUCAGUGUUAACACAGGAUGGGGAGGAAUGGUGAGCUGCCCUGUGGGAUGUUUACAUGCCCCUUUUACUCACACUGUAUUGGUCAGAGCUUAGCAACAUGCCAUACCUAGUGUAUGGGGAGGGAAUCUGAUCUAGGAGGUGAAUUUCUACUCUUGGCACUCAUGCAACCAGCUAAAAUUAGUAGUUUUACUUCUAGAGAGAGGUGGGGAGUAUGUUGGGUAGGGAGGGACAGGCUGGGGCUGCUGCUCUCAUUACUUUCUGUGUCAUGAACACUUAUAUGGAGGGAAGCAGACAGCCAGCUGGGCCAGCAGUGUCCCCUAAAGACGUCUGUGUUAGAUUCAAUUGGUUGGGAGUCUAUUGUUUUAGAUGCUUGUUGGAAUUGGAUCUCUCCUUUUUCGCUGGGGGAACUGAAUUUUGAAGUUGAAGUUCAGUUAGCUACUCUGGGCCAUUGUGUUCAUAUCAAAAAAAGGAAAAGUAGAAUAUCCCUGCAAGCAUGACCUUCAAAUGAUUAAUAUUCCUUCUCUCCUUCCUGUUUUUCCUCCUCUCCUACCCUUCCUCCUCCUGUUCUUUCUGCCUUUCCCUCCCAUCUGUUUAGGAUGGAGGAGUACCCUGAUCUGGGGACUGGGCUAGGAGAGGCAGCUCAAAGAGAUCUUACCUAAUGCAGUGAACAAACAGCAAGCAGGCAUUUCAUUUUCCAUUAGCCAGAGAGGCAUUUAGUAUCCACAAGCAAGGGAAAACAGACGGGAAAGCAAUUAGCAUUAGUGGGUUUAUGAUGACGUCCCUGGAGUCAGCCGGAUCCUGGGGCCUGUCCCUUGUCUUUUCCUCAUUGGGAGAACACGCGCAAGUGCUUUCCACUCUUGCUCAUGCCCACCAUCUGCCAGAGAGGCUCAAAAUAUCACAGUUGGGAGAACAAAACAUUUCCUGAAUAGUGGAGAUGAGAGGCCUGUUCUUUCGAGCAUGUUGCCUCUGCAGUGAGGAGGGAAGGCAGGAGGCAGAGGAAAGGUCCCCACUGGACAUGUCGGACUUCAGGCCCCAGGGAGCCUUAAGGCCAUUGGGGUUGAGGCCAGGGCCCAAAGCAAGAGAUGUGUGAGGAACAGCAUCAUCUCUCAACUUCACUCGACUCUUUGUUCCUUUUGUCUGUAACCCUGCCCUGUCCCAACCCCAAGUACAGAUUGGGUAGCAAAGAGGAUAGAGAAUACAAGCAGAAAACUCUGGGUAGCAUCUAUUUCCCCUUUCUGCUGAACUGGUGUGAUGCAAGGUACACUGUGUCUCAAGUCUCAUCUCACCCGUAGUCACCACCAUGACCGCAAGGCCACUGAAAUUUCUCAUGUUGAGUUUGUUAUAGUAAACUCAUUGGCCUUUGGGCUCUCCUGGGGCAUGGUUUGCAGCUGGUUGUUUACAUAUGCAGUGUCCAGUUUGGGAGCCAAUACCCACAUGUGGCCAUUGAUCUCCCAGCAGAGACAGACUGGAAGUAUACAAUAUUUAUGAGCUCUACUGACUGAGUGUGAAAGACACAUGUAAAUUUGUCUUAAAUGUUUUUUAUGACUAUGUGCUAAUGAAGUUUUGUGUGUGCUGAAUUAAACUCAAUGUAUUUCUCUAACAGAUUCUUCCUGUUUUAGGGAAGCUCUGAGAAAACCAGUCACUCAGCUACAGCUUGAAAGUGGCAGGAGAGUUUCAAGGCCAUGUAUUUUGGAUUCCAAAACCACAAUCCAAAGGACUUAUACAGCUGUGUGCUGCCCAUUGUCUCAUUUGAUUGUUACAAAAACUUUCUAAAAGGCAGGAAGCUAGGGCUGGUCCUUCAGUCUUGCUGGCUUCCCUCAAUUCUGUGCAGGAUCUGCCUAAGAUGACUAUUUGGCAUCGGCAAGAACGUCAUCUGUGACCGCACAGCCACACCAUUGGACGCCUUCCGCAUGAUGUCGGCUGCCCACUACUACCCUAAACUCAUGAGCAUAAUGGGCAACGUGCUGCGCUUCCUGCCGGCCUUUGUGCGCAUGAAGCAGCUGUUGGAGGAGGGCUACGUGGGCGAGCUGCUGGUGUGCGAGGUGCAGGUGCACAGUGGCAGCCUGCUGGGCACCAAGUACAACUGGAGUUGCGACGAUCUGAUGGGCGGUGGCGGCCUGCAUUCGGUGGGCACCUACAUCAUCGACCUGCUUACCUUCCUCACAGGCCAGAAGGCGGUCAAGGUGCAUGGGCUACUGCGGACCUUUGUCAAGCAGACGGACCAUAUCAAGGGCAUCCGUCAGAUCACUAGCGAUGACUUCUGCACCUUCCAGAUGGUGCUGGAGGGUGGCGUUUGCUGCACUGUCACCCUCAACUUCAACGUGCCGGGUGAGUUCAAGCAGCACGUGACAGUGGUAGGCUCGGCUGGGCGCCUGCUGGCCAUGGGCACUGACCUAUAUGGACAGCGCAAUAGUGCCCCCGCCCAGGAGCUUUUGCUACAGGAUGCCACGCCGGUGAGCAACUCACUGCUGCCCGAGAAGGCCUUCAGUGACAUCCCGUCACCCUACCUGCGAGGCACCAUCAAGAUGAUGCAGGCUGUGCGCCAGGCCUUCCAGGAUCAGGCUGACAGGCGCACGUGGGAUGGCCGGCCGCUCACCAUGGCCGCCACCUUCGACGACUGCCUCUAUGCUCUGUGUGUGGUGGACACCAUCAAGCGGUCGAGCCAGACCGGGGAGUGGCAGAACAUUGCCGUCAUGACUGAGGAGCCUGAUCUGAGCCCUGCCUACCUGAUCAGCGAGGCCAUGCGCCGCAGCCGGAUGUCCCUUUAUUGCUGAUGCUGGCUGGGGAGGGGAUUGGGACUUCCUGCGUGGGGUGCCCAGAGAAGAGGGUGAUGACAGGAGUGCGUGGGGAAGGCAAGCUGAGGCUAUUGGCUUGGGAGUACAGCAGGGUAGGAGGUGUGCACACCCUACAGGUAGGUUAGCUGCUUCUGCUGCCCUUUACUGUGAGAAGCAAGGAGGGCAUGCUUCCCUCCCUACCUCAUCCACCCACACACAGUGGGACAAAUUCUGUAAGGUCAAGGCACUAGAUCAAAUGGCACUCAGUGGGAGCUGGGUCAGCCACCACUCCCUUGUGCAAGCCUGCCCAUCUGGGAAGAGGUGGAGGAGGGGGCAAGCUACCUCUAUAGCUGUCUUUAAGUCUGAGAAGGGAAAAGCGCCAAGCAGCAAAGCGUACAGCUCUCGUGAUAGAUUGGGCCUCCUCUAAGGAAGCCCUGCUUCAGUGACCUGCCACCUCUCCUCUGGAAUGGGUCUGGGAGUAUGAGCAAGGUUCAGAAGCUCAAAGGUGACAGCAAGCAUGGGCCGUGUGACAACAGGUGGGACAGAGACUAAGCUAGCCUCUGAGCUUGUUAGCAGUGGGCACCUGCAAGGAACCCCCUUAACUACCCAAUACACAGGGUGGGUGGAACUGGGUGCAGAGGGAUUUGCUGUGGAAGCUUGGAGGCGACUCUGGGCCACAGCAAGGAGGCUACCAGGCUGGGAACAAUCCCAUGCCUCAGUGUUACAGAGUGAACAGAAAGACCAAAAGCAGGAUGGUGUAGCCCUCAGUACUGGUGGUGUUCACUAACUAACCCAUCUUUUCUUAACUACGCUGGAGGGUUCUGAUGAGACAUACCCAUCAAUGUGGAUUUAAAAGGGAAACCUUCUGUUACACUCGACAGAAUCUUCUUUCAUGGAGAGAGAGACAGACAAAUAUAUUUUUUCUUGGGUUGGCCUUUGCUUUCAGGGUUCUGGAGCCUGCACUUUUGUGAAUAGGUAUUAAAACUGAAGGAUAACCAUGAGUGUGACUUUUCAGUGUGUGCAAAGCAAGGGUACAUUUAGGGUUAGAAGGCAGAUGGUAGACAACAAUUCUGUUUGGUUUUCCUGUCUCACUUGUCUUUUCACCCUCUAUUUACAGAGCUUUCAUUAUGGAUGGGGAAGUAGAAGGCCAGGGCAGUCAAAGGCAGAUGGCAAAACGCACACAUACACACACUUGGGUCUUGUGGUCCAGUAUCCCUAAAAGCAUUCUCUAAAAAAAUUGGGACUUAAACACAUGAAUAAGGUCCAUUUUGAGAAAGAAGAGUGAGCCUUUUGUUAUCCAGUGCAGCGUAACUCCUGUGUCUGCCUGCAUGGUUUUCAGUCAGGCAGCUGCAAAUCAGACUUAUCUUCAUAUAGAACUAGAGGGAAUCUGAGAUAUCUGGAGUCCCCUGUCCCCCAGCCUCACAGUAGGUGACAUCUGAGAACAAAACGUCCCACGAAUCAUAUCCUCCUCCCUUUGGCUACCCAGAGGUGUGUCUGACACAUACCUCGACUGCUGGAUACGUGUGUCUAGCAGAGAGGUGUAAGUGUCCUCUUCCAGGCUUCCUUGGAGAAACCACUUCUCGCUCUAUGUCCUGCCUGUCUGCCUGUCACAUGGGAGGGCCCGAGAGCUGAAACUCUUUGGCCUGUUCUUGUCCCUCACUUGGUGGCAGACAUCACGUUCAGUGUCCCAGCAUUGCCACUGCUGCUUCCACACAGGAGGCUCAAUGGGGUGGAAGGUUCCUAGCACUGGACAGGAAGUCCUGUCCUGUGCCCUUGUGGUUCUUUUUCUAUUCUCUGCAGAAGUGGUUUCUGUGAAAAGUGAGUGGAAAGAAUGGUUGUUUUUUUACUAGCUAGCCUUCAUGACUGUAAUUAAGGUCAAGGAGGCUUAUUUUUCUGAGUCAAUUAAAACACAAAUGAGGAUAUUUUUCUGUACUUUUAGCCACACCACUUUGGAGGAUUUUCUCUCCCAUGCAAAUGCCUCUCAGUGCAGUGAUAAAUAUGCAGCGUGUAAAACAAAUAUUCUCAUGUGGGACUAGGGUAGACAGGAAGGGGAUAGAUUUCUUUGAGAAGCAUGAGACAUUUUAAUAUGUGUAUUAAACUCUUACCUGCUGACAUGCAUGUGGUAAGUAGAUGUAGGAAUAUAAGGACAGGCCUAGGCAGUUAAUUUGUUCAAUAUUAAAAAGAAAUCAUAGUCAACAGAUGCACAGUAUUUCUCUAGUGCUUCUUUUGCCUUUGUUUUCCAACAUUUUUCGGCGUGAAAGUGGAAUUGAUUGCAAACAGGAAGCUGAAAUCAUGAGCUGUCAGCACCACACAGCAGAGGGAUUUUGUUGAGGCCAGCACCCCUGGUUGUGCCUUCGGGGGCUGUGAUGCCAUCAAGUUGAAUCACAGAAAUUUUAAUGUAUUCAAAGGCCUGAUGUAACUGAGGCAGCAUUUUAGUUCUUCAUGAGUUUCCUCCCUUAUUCCCAUCAUGUGUGCAUGCCCUUGGUUACCCGUAGCAGCUGGCCUAAAUUCCAAGUUCUCAGUGACAGCGUUGGUUAAAGUCCACUUGGGAAUGCUUUGCACUUAUCCAGGCAGUUCAGAGUUUGUGACCACUGUGAGACUGGCCAUCUCCAAAGCUCAUUUACUCUGUAUACAGUAUUUAAAGUCUGUUCCUUCUGCCUAUGAACCAACUCCGCAAUAUCAGGUAUUGUUAUUCUCCUUUAACACAGGAGAAAAAUAACUUGCACAGAAGUUAUUCACCAGAAGCUGGGACUGGGGGAUUGGUCACUUGAACCCUGACUCCUCCAAAUCACACUUGCCUCCCAAGAGGAAAGACUCAAUGCGUGCUUCUCAUCAGAUGCUGGUGCAGAGGGAGGGAGUCUACCCUAACGCCCUCAUGGAACCAUAGGGUAUGGAUGAGCAGAGACUGCAGUGCCACACAGCUGACUGACACUCUCCCGCAGAACAUGGUUCCCAUUCCUGUCUGCUGCAAGUUUCCUUAUGGGACUUCCAAGAGAAGCAGUCAAUUUUCCUUCCCCUUCCACAAUGAAAUUACCACUUGGCUUCCUUAAAAUGGAUUUAACAUGCAGGUGAUGACGCAUACCUCAGGGCUGGGGAUUUCAGAAACAUUGCUGGGCGACUGCUGUAGGUGGUCUCUGGAACAUGGUGCUAGGGCCACCUGGAUGUGACAUAGGAACGUGCCUGUUCUCGGGGAAGGGGAUUCUAUUCUGACAGUUCCUGGAGGGGAAAUAAAUCCAGUUGCAUGGCAAUGUGCCUCAAAGUCCAGUCUUCAUGCUUUCCUUUCAGUUUUAUUACCACCCCCGCCAGGGAACCUGUUGGUGUAUCACCAGGAUUGGUUCUCAUAGGGGGAUCCUGGAUGACAAGCCGAGUUCUCUAACUCCACGUGGUACCUUGCUUCAUACAGCAACUUCAGCAUACUUGGGUGGGGCAAGAAGGCUCUGCCAAGGAGAAUGGCUUGUCCCUAGGCUGUCAGUAGAGAAGCUGGAAUUGGAACUCAUACCUGCGGGAUACUAUUCCUCUGAGCUGUUGCAAACCAGUCAUUUUGAGAAGAUAAAUGUAUUACAAAACCAGUUAUGCCUUGACGAUAUUCAGGAAAGUAGCUAUUUAAAAUGCUGUGUUGUUAUGAGGUGAAUGUUGGCCUCAAAUUUAUAUUUUAUUUGGCAAGGAUUCCAGUGGGGUGCAAACAUUCGGAUUUUAUCUAUGGAAUUUCCUGAGGCCUGUUAUACUUCUAUUGCCUCUUU
Messenger RNA from Ochotona curzoniae (black-lipped pika), 9881 nucleotides. It is a transcript of the gene GFOD1, whose product is annotated as glucose-fructose oxidoreductase domain containing 1. Gene Ontology annotation, molecular function: nucleotide binding. The coding region runs from base 5278 to 6141 and encodes 287 amino acids. The record is from RefSeq and is a predicted model, not a curated record. Lineage: Eukaryota; Metazoa; Chordata; Mammalia; Lagomorpha; Ochotonidae. The transcript is spliced from 2 exons.